AUGGCAGCCAACAACAGUUUUGACUUCAAGUUCAGCCAGUGUUUCGGAGACAAGGCAGAUAUUGUGGUGACGGAGGCGGACAUCAUAACGGCGGUGGAGUUUGACCAUAGUGGAGAUUUUUUAGCGACCGGAGACAGGGGCGGUAGAGUCGUGCUUUUUGAGCGUAACAACAGCAAGCACUGCGAAUACAAGUUUUUGACAGAGUUUCAGUCUCACGACGCGGAAUUCGACUACCUGAAGUCCCUCGAAAUUGAGGAGAAAAUCAACCAGAUCAAAUGGUGUCGUCCCACCAACCAAUCGCAUUUCCUGCUGAGCACCAACGAUAAGACCGUCAAGCUGUGGAAGGUGUACGAAAAGAAUAUUAAGCUUGUGAGCGAGAAUAAUCUCAGUGAAGGUGCGCUAAGCAACUUCUCCGGCUCCACACCAAAAGCGCACCACGGUAACGGAGCUGCCAAAGCAGUCUUAUCACUGUCCACACUGAAGUUACCGCGACUUUCUCAGCACGACAAAAUCAUUGCUGCAGCGCCCAAGAAAAUUUACAGUAACGCACACACAUAUCACAUCAACUCCAUAUCGAUAAAUUCCGAUCAAGAAACCUUUAUUAGCGCAGACGACCUUAGAAUAAAUUUGUGGAAUCUAGACAUACCGGACCAGUCCUUCAACAUCGUGGAUAUCAAACCAGCGAAUAUGGAAGAGCUGACAGAAGUAAUUACAAGUGCAGAUUUUCACCCGCAACAUUGUAAUUUGUUCAUGUACUCGUCUUCAAAAGGGACAAUCAAGUUAACAGAUAUGCGACAAAAUGCACUAUGUGAUUUCCGCGCCAAGACCUUCGAAGAAUAUUUGGACCCCAUAAACCACAAUUUUUUCACAGAAAUCACGUCCUCGAUAUCGGAUGUCAAAUUCAGUCCGGACGGGCGCUAUAUUGCGUCCAGAGAUUAUCUCACUGUCAAAAUAUGGGAUGUGAAUAUGGAUAACAAACCUGUGAAAACGAUCAACGUCCAAGACCAAUUAAAGGAUCGUUUAAGCGACACUUACGAGAAUGAUGCCAUAUUCGACAAAUUCGAGGUCAACUUCAGUGGUAACAGCACCAGUUUGAUGACCGGGUCUUACAAUAACACAUUCAUGAUGUAUCCAGAUGUGGUUGGCGGCAAGACAAGUAACUCGCCGCCUAUGGACGAAAUAGUUCUACAGGCAGACAAGACAGCAUUCAAAUCCAAGAAAUUGGGAUCAUUGGAACAACAAAGUGCGCGGAACAAACAAUGGGGUGAUGACAUAGAUUUUAAGAAAUCAAUAUUGCAUUUCUCAUGGCAUCCAAGCGAAAACAGUGUGGCAAUCGCGGCAACGAAUAAUCUAUUCAUAUUUUCAGCAUUAUAA
Messenger RNA from Lachancea nothofagi CBS 11611, 1374 nucleotides. The record is from the annotation of a GenBank genome assembly. NCBI's taxonomy places the organism in Eukaryota, Fungi, Ascomycota, Saccharomycetes, Saccharomycetales, Saccharomycetaceae.